Molecule: messenger RNA, 2776 nt
Organism: Sardina pilchardus (European sardine)
Lineage: Eukaryota; Metazoa; Chordata; Actinopteri; Clupeiformes; Clupeidae
Product: kiaa0930
Exons: 10
Coding region: 484-1776 (430 amino acids)
Source: RefSeq, a predicted model, not a curated record
GGAACACGCGCGCAGGCGUAGGCCCGCAAAUUAGAGAAUUAAAUUUAUCUACAAUUUGAUAGUAGGUGCAAAACCGUAUCAGUUAAAUUCGCCGGACGUCUCCAUAUAGCCAAAUCGGUAGAAUUAAAACGCGCAAAAUGUUGUCUCUUGCCCUUUAAGCGAUUUCUGUUGUCCUCCGUUACAGGAAGUGCGAGGGGUGUUCCCGUCGCAAUUCCAGCUGAUCUUAUACGGCAGACGGAAGUGAGUCCUCCUAGUCUUAUGUUUUGAUACUGCUUGCUCCGAAAACUAUUGUCAUUUCUGUAGUGUUGCAGUGACAGAGAGAGGAACACGUUUACAUGAAAUAUCACUGAGGAAUAAAUAUCGAGGCAUUUCUUGCUAAUAAAGAGGGGAUCUCCUGUCCCCAUCCACCACAUCUCGUCGUGGAGUGUUUCUCCCUCCCGGGUGAUUGCUCUGUAGCUGAACUGUCAUGCGAUCAGAGAGGGGAUGGCAUCCGUUCCGAGUUAUUGUAAGACAGUCGGGACAGUGGAGGAGGAAAACGGUGACCUGGACCAGUCUCUGCAGCAAAUGUUAAAAGCCAUUGCCGACGAAAGAAAUCGCCUCAACAUUCGGCAAGAAAUAAGUGGCAUCGGGUGUUUUAAGGACGACCGCAUUGUGUUCUGGACAUGGAUGUUCUCGACAUACUUCAUGGAAAAGUGGGCCCCCAGGCAGGACGACAUGCUGUUCUACGUGCGCAGGAAGCUGUCCUACGUCAGCGCCGACAACACCGAAGGCAAGAAGGUAGAGGUGGAGGUCUACAGGAGGGACUCCAAGAAGCUCCCUGGCCUGGGGGAUCCUGACAUUGACUGGGAGGAGAGCGUCUACCUGAACCUCAUCCUGCAGAAGCUGGACUAUGUGGUCACCUGUGCAGUUUGCACUCGUUCCGACGCAGGUGAUAUUCACAUCCAUAAAAAGAAAUCUCAGCAAGUCUUUGCCUCCCCCAGCAAACACCCCAUGGACAGCAAGGGCGAGGAGUCCAAGAUGAGCUACCCCAACAUCUUUUUCAUGAUCGACAACUUUGAAGAGGUGUUCAACGAUAUGACGGUCGGAGAAGGGGAGAUGGUGUGUGUGGAGCUAGUGGCGAGUGACAAGAGCAACACCUUCCAGGGAGUCAUCUUCCAGGGCUCCAUCCGCUACGAGGCCCUGAGGAAGGUCUACGACAACCGGGUGAGCAUGGCCGCGAAGAUGGCCCAGAAGAUGUCGUUCGGCUUCUACAAGUACAACAACAUGGAGUUUGUGCGGAUGAAAGGUCCGCAGGGCAAAGGUCACGCGGAGAUGGCCGUGAGCCGAGUGCCCACCGGAGACACGUCGCCCUGCGGCACCGAGGAGGAUCAGGACUCCCCGAUGCACGAGCGGCAUCCAUCCACCCCCCUCUCCACCGGCCAGAUGACCUCGUUCAGCACGCCGCCGACCCCCGAGCGCACCCGGCCCUCCUUCUUCUCGCCGUCGCUGCGCAGGAAGCUGCCGCGCACGCUGGCCGAGAUGAAGAAGUCGCACUCGGCCAACGACAGCGAGGAGUUCUUCAGGGAGGAGGACGACGCAGACUACGGCAACCCCACCAACCUGCGCUCUCGCUCUCUGUCGGGGACCAGUCGCUCCCUAGUGGGCUCCUGGCUGAAGCUCAACCGCACGGAAGAGUACUUCCUCCUCUUCUCCCACCUCACCUAUGUCACACUUCCGAUCCAUCGCAUCACCUCAGAUAUUCUGGAGGUGAGACAAAGACCUAUCCUGAUGACUUAGCGAAAGCCUGACUGCCUAAGACACUCACUACCAAGUGCCUACCUGCAUCAGGCCAACUGACUCAACACUACCAUCUAGUGUCUGGAUGACGUAACAACACCAAAAACUGAAGAGGAGUGAGUGAAUGAGCAAGCGAACAAAUGGACGAAAGAAGAUCAACAGAACAAACAACGAAAAGGGGAAACCUUUGGAGGGAAAAAAAAGUGAAAACCAGCCAAUCAAAAAGUGCCUCUUCCAAUGGUUCUUACCACAAACCCCGCCUCUACUGGAGAGCUGUUGGGGGUGGAGGGGAGGAGGACGUAAACCGUCUCCACGGUAACACGAACGUGGACAUCAGGCGCUGGGGAAAUCCUGGAAACCCUGCAGGCUUACAUUUCCUGGAAAACUCCCCUGGUACGCCAAGGGAGGGGUUAAAAAGGGAUCUAAAAAAGUGUGUGUGUGUGUGUGUGUGUGUGUGUCUGUAUGUAUGUAUGUAUGUAUAUUUGUGUGAUGGGGGGUGGGUAGGGGGAGGUGGGGUAAAAAAUAAGAAUGUUUUCCUGUUACCUGUAAAUACACUGCUGCUUAGCCACUCAGUGAAUCACAGUCUGCUUUCCACUCCUUGGAGCCUUGUUCGACGUACACACACACACACACACACACACACACACACACGCACACGCUCACAUGCGCGUGCAAGCGCUAAGUACCGCAGUGUAUGCCGUCACUCAGUGCUCAAACACAGUAUCCAAAGGCAAAGUGUCUCCCUAAUCUUUCCCUGAGCCUUAACACUCCUUACCAGCUGAUCUGUACUAGGGGGAAGAAUCUUUUGAUCUCACCAACACAAACACACACACACACACACACACACACACACCUCAUUUAUUCACUGAUUGAUCCUGAUAAGAACUAAGUUACCAUAUUUGUUCUUACCUGCCAGUUGGGAGCACAACUCCACCUAGAGAGAAUCAGCAUUGAAAUGGCUGAUGUGUGUGAUGAGAUCUACACCGGUCACACACUAUGU